GAUAAUAAUACAGUUUAGUUUAUAUUUUACAGAUAAUUCCAGAGUUGAGGAGUUCUUCUGGAUACACUGUCGCCUAGAUUUCUUGGGAUAGAGAACUGUUCUACAAUGGACUGACUUACCAUGAAUGAUACAUUUGCCUCGUUUAAAGAUCCUUUAAAAAUAGAAAGUUACUUUUUCUUGUAAGAUAGAAAGAUAGAAACAGUGUUUUACCAAAAGUGCAAAAUCAAUUUAAUCAUAGUCUCAUUAAGAUAUAAAUACAUUGUAAGAAUUCAAAUGAAUUUAUAGGUACUCGUAUAUUAUAAGCUUAAUGAAAUGAUAUGUUCGGAAGAUAUACAUUUAAUGAAUGUACAUGCGUUUGGCUAGCAAUUGAACUUCUAUGGACUACAUUAUCCUCACUGAGGAUAAUAUUUUUUGGCAAUAAAUUGUGGGGUGGGGGUUGUCAGGCCGUCAGAAGAUGGUAGCUGGUCUUGAGACUUGGUAUCUUUCUACUCCCCCCUCCCACGACGGAGUUAGGGUUGAGCAGCCGCCUCGCAGCACACUGACUGGGAAAGUAUAUUCAUAUAUGUAAGUUUUCCGUGAAGAAAUUAAAGAAAAUUGAUAUUUUAUAUGAUUGAAGUUCAGUUGGACAGGAUAUGAUUAUAAAGAAGGUUUAUUCAGGUUUUUUUUUUUGUAUAUAAAUAUGUGCAGUUUUCGCUCAAUUAAAAACAAAAUAGUAUUAAAGUUCAUGCAUGAUGUGUUGUGUUAAAGCUUGAAAUGUGUUAACAAUGUGGAUAUAUGACAAUGCAGACAACAAAUCCUAAAAUACAGUUAUGUAUUUGUUCUCUUUGUACUUUCUUCCCUCGAUUUACUUUGAUUAUGGGAUAAAUAAUUUAUUUACGUUUGAGCGUAGCGAAUUAGGAAAUAAUUACAUUUUGUCCUCUUCCUGUCAAACAGGUUGAGAAAACUUGUCAUAAAUAAAUAGAUUAGAUGUACACCUUUAUAUUUACAUAGUUCGAAUUUCAUUUGAUCAACAAUUAUCUCAUUUCUUUAAAUGAAAUUUCAUUAUUGCAACAUUAUGGUAAAGAAUUCCGACAAUAGGCGGAUUAAACCCAUAAAAUGAGACCGUUUUAUGUUUGCGUUUGAUUUAUAUUGAUUUGAUAAAGGUAUAAUACAAUGCUGGUGUGAGCGACGAAAUAUUGUUAUGUUAACGGGUUAAGAAGAGCCGUGCAAACUAAAUUGUUCUCUUUGUAAACAAAUUACAUUUUCCUGUUUAUGUACCGUACGUUAUAUAUGUUUGUCCGAUACUCAUUCUUGACCACACGGUUUUUUGGUUUAUACUAGUUAUGAAUCAUGGGAAAUGUGCUUAAAUUUUUGCUCUUUAAAAAAGGACAUUAUAAAUAUUUGAUUAUUUGGUUCAUGAUAAUUAUUUUUGCUUUCAACAUGAAAAUGUAUUUUAGAGAGACGGAGCUUAAUAGCAUAACUAAGAGAAUUACAGAAACACGAGAUAUAGAUUAUCUAUAUAAAUUACCGAAAAUUGAACAUUUUCAUGUGGAUAAAUAUGUUCUAUUGACAAAUUCUGUUGCAUUGAAAGGUCAUUUUAAUUAUUCGGGACACAAACGAAGCCAGGUGUUACAGAUAGAUGGUCUUUCAAAUUUUAUCAAUCUAGCGAAGCCUGUUUUGCUGCCCGAUGAAAAAUUCGGAGGAAGUGUAAAAAGGAAAGAUAAAUAUUUCAAGGAUGAGCGUAUGGUAACAGACGUCAAUUGUCGCGCAUUAAUUAAAGGCGACAAAAAUGAACUUGAGAAAUUAAAAAAUGAAUACACAGACUGGUUCCAUACAAGAACUGCUAUUGAACCUAAAGACUAUAUAAAUAUGACAGGUAAUUGUACGCAAUUUGUUAAACAAAGGGGCUACAUAAUGCACCACCUGACGACAAAAGAGAAAAACUUUCCCAUCGCAUACAGCAUACUGAUGUAUAAAGAUGUAGAACAAACCGAAAGGCUUCUUAGAGCAAUUUACAGACCACAGAAUGUAUACUGUAUUCAUGUUGACUCUAAAAGCAGUGAGAAGAUAUUUAGAGCAAUGUCGAACAUAACCAGCUGCUUCGAUAAUGUCUUUCUGACGAACAAGAGGUUGAACAUCCUCUGGGGCCGGCUGUCAGUACUGUCUGCCGAAUUGCUCUGUAUGGAAGAACUUUGGAACAAAAGUAUAACAUGGAAGUAUUUCAUAAACUUGACAGGACAGGAGUUUCCACUUCGAACGAACUACGAGUUGGUUCGAAUCCUGCAGUCAUAUAAUGGAGCAAAUGAUGUGGAAGCCACUAUAGAAAGAGCUAACCGAUAUCGUUGGACCUGGGCAGGGUCUCCGCCGCACAAUACAACAGCAGUGAAGGGCUCUGUACAUGUAGCUGUACAGAGAGGCUUUGUUGACUAUGUUCUACAUGACGAAAGAGCAAAGGGUAUUCUUAAAUGGGCAAAAAGAACAUUUGUUCCCGAUGAAACGUUCUUCGCCACACUGAAUCAUAACCCUAUUUUAAAUGUACCAGGAUCAUACCGGGGACUGCCUGAAACAACGAUGUGGAACGAUUCGAUUAAACCUUUUAUGGCACGGUUCAAGAACUGGGGUGGUAAAUUAACAAAUUGGCCAUGCAAAGGAAAACGUGUGCAUGGGAUUUGCGUGUUUGGAAUUGCUGAUCUGCCCCUUCUAGCUUCACGCGGAGAGAUGUUCGCAAAUAAGUUCCAUUUAGAAUAUGAACCACGUACAUUAGACUGUCUUGAGGAGUUGUUGUAUAACAACAGCCGAGAAGAGUAUAGAGGAAAUCUUGGAUUUGAUGUUAGAUGGUACUCUCAACUAGGUUUUGUCAAAAACAAAAUCAAUUAAUGAAUUAAUUGAUAGAUAGUGAAAGCUUAUUUUGACGGAUAUCUCCAUUACAUCAAGUGCGCUCGUAAAUUAAGCCAAACACAACAUUUAUUUGUGUUGUUCGAUUUGCUUCAUGUUCUUGAAGGCAAAACAAUCAAUUUCUACAACCAGGGCAGACGUGAACUUGAGCUUCUAGUUAGAAAUGAUGCAGAAAGUGAUGAUCUAUCUUCAGCUGUAUAAUAGGAUUGUUUCAAAUUUCCAUAUACAAAGUAAUAACUGUAAAAUUAAUACAGGGGUAUAAUUAAUUUCAUGUAUGGUUACUUUAUUUUUCGAUAGAUUUAUGUAAGGGAUUAAUUUGAUAAAUCAAAUAUUGUUGAAAUACUUAAAGUUGAUUUGUAUACCUCGUAAAAUAUUUGAUAGAUAUAUUUGGCUAAUCUACUUUCUUAACUUUUCUUAAAUUGGAAAUCUGUGGAAAAGUGACAAAGAGUGAAGACGGCAUUAGUGAAAACCUACAGUAAAAGAUUUAACCGAGCACAAUAAUAGAAGAAAAACAUACAAUGAUAACGAUAAGACAGAGAUAAUGGAUCUAUUCAAUUUUACUGUAAUACAGUUCCGCUAGUGGAUAGUUCAUUACCUCCCACGAAUAAACUG
Mercenaria mercenaria is the source of this 3486-nucleotide messenger RNA. Its product is annotated as beta-1,3-galactosyl-O-glycosyl-glycoprotein beta-1,6-N-acetylglucosaminyltransferase-like. The transcript has 3 exons. Gene Ontology annotation, molecular function: acetylglucosaminyltransferase activity. The coding region runs from base 1330 to 2856 and encodes 508 amino acids. The record is from RefSeq and is a predicted model, not a curated record. Lineage: Eukaryota; Metazoa; Mollusca; Bivalvia; Venerida; Veneridae. Gene Ontology annotation, cellular component: membrane.